This is a messenger RNA of Staurois parvus, 432 nucleotides long. The record is from the annotation of a GenBank genome assembly. NCBI's taxonomy places the organism in Eukaryota, Metazoa, Chordata, Amphibia, Anura, Ranidae.
AUGGCACGGCCAACCACCCAGCUGGCUGCCAGCGAGAAGCUCCAGGGCCAGCAGCUGCAUCCUGCUCCUCCCAUUGGUGUUCCAGGAGGGGGGAUGGUGAGCCUCAAGAGCCUGCUACAAGGGCCCAUCAAGGGGCAAGAGCGCAGGACCAAGGAGCUGUCCAACUGUAUCAUGAAGGAAAAGGAGAGAAAACUGGAAGAUGAAAUGGCCGGAUCUCGUCCUCACUGUGCAUUCUUAGGAUCACUUCUGUGGGAGCGCACUUUGCCAUACAAUGAGAUAGAAUAUGUUGACCUUGAUGAGUUCCUGUUGGAAAAUGGCCUGCCACCAAGCCCACCUCACCAGCCUUUCUCACCAGCUAACUUGACACCACCUCCAUCUAACCAGUCAGUCGUUGACCUCAGCCGACCAGCAUCCUGCGCCUCCUCUACCUCU